This is a messenger RNA of Aspergillus clavatus NRRL 1, 1437 nucleotides long. RefSeq names its product putative C2H2 finger domain protein. The coding region runs from base 1 to 1437 and encodes 478 amino acids. The transcript has 3 exons. The record is from RefSeq and is a predicted model, not a curated record. NCBI's taxonomy places the organism in Eukaryota, Fungi, Ascomycota, Eurotiomycetes, Eurotiales, Aspergillaceae.
AUGGCUUCGUUCAAGGAAUUAUCUCUCUCGCGACCUCUCCCUCAAACCAACCCUCGUCACCACUCGCACUCUCAUUCCAUUUCUCUCGGAGCGGUCAAUUCGAAUCACCGGGUGACUCGUCGAAAGAGUGUCACCACCGCCGCCGCCGCGAACGCUGCCGCCGUCGCCGUGGCCGCCUCCUUAAAGGAUACUAACGGGGAACCGAUUGGGAUGCCGGUGACUUCUCACCGUCGGGGCAGCGCUAGGAGGGGCUUAGAGUCCAGCUCGGUCGGCGCCCUCUCCGGCUUCGGCCACUAUCUCUCGCGGAGCAUGAACAGCCCGAGCCAAGAACCACCGGUCGCUCGCAAGGCCUCCCCUACUCACUCCAACUCCAACCCUGCCGCUGCGACGGCGGCCGCCACCACCACCACCACCACCGGCGAGGACGAAAGUAGCUCGGAUAGCAAACCCCUUGGCACCAAGAGUCGAAAUCGUCGGGCCAGCGAAGGGUCACACCUGGUUAAGGGUGAAGGGAAGCGUACUCUGGCCGAGCUUCGCUGCGAGCGCUGUGGGAAAGGGUAUAAGCAUGGCAGCUGCUUGUCCAAGCAUAUGUGGGAACAUGAUCCGGCGUGGGCCAUUACCUCGAAACUCCUGAUCUCCAAACACCAGCAAGUUCAGCUGUUGGAGGCAGCUACCGUUCUGGUGAACAUGAAUCUUAUCGGCCCUUCAGACAUUCCCGAGGCCGACUCGGAGGCGUCCUCUGCAUCUCCCGAUGCGUCAUCUGAACUCCGUGACGGCCUCAGUUCGGCGGAGACGACCCCUCCCCCGAUGGAUGAGGACGACGACGACGAAGACGAUGACAUGGAAAUGUCCGGCAUGCCUGCAUUCCCGAGCAAGAGGUUCAGUGUCGGCAACGCAUCGGGUCCCUUUUCACACUCUUACCAGUCCAUUCCCUCGAGCUCCUACAACGACAGCGCUCCCUUGCACUCGCCUGCCUUCUCUCACUUCCGUCACUCCAGCAUCGACACCCGACCAUCGACCGCCGAAGCCAAGUUGCACGAAGAUGACGAGGCGGAUUUGGCCGCUGCUAUCGGCCUGUGCAAUUUUGGCACGCCACGUACAGGACCUGUACCGAUGUCCCCAAGCAUCCCACCAGUACCUCCACUCCCGACUCGUUACCUCGACCAGAGCAACGGUGCCGGCAGCACCAGCCAAAGUCUAAACCAAUCCGGUGAUGGCAAGAUGGCCUCGUCUCUCGCCAAUUCUACGCCUAACCUUUUCCUCUCCGUGUCCUUCAAUCCCUCUCUCUCGUACAAGGUUUCGGACGAGCGCGAGGUGCGGAUGGGGGAUGCGGAUCGCGUACAACGACAAACCCGCAACGCGGAUGUCGACUUUAGCAACCGCCCCGCUCACGCAGAUGAUGAUGACGAUGGCGUCUUUGGUCGUAUGGAAGAGUAG